UCUAAGACAGGGUCCACAAUAGCAAUAAGCAACCAAUAUCAUCAAUUUAAACUUUUCAUAUACUUCUUCUAUAUCAAUGAUCAAAAACUUUUAUACUGGAAUUUGGAUUCACGUUUCAAUAGAAAUCAAAAUAGUGACCAAUUACAUUCCCGCAAUUUGCUAUUGGCCGCCAUUAAAGUAGAACAGCACAUUCCUGAAUCCUGAUUCUAGUUUCUGUACCCCCAAUUACACUUAUCACAGAGAAAGAGAGAGAGGAGAGAGAAGCCUCCAUGGAUGUGCUACCGAAGGCCACUCUGGAACUGGCGAAAAAGCACAGAUUCAAGUCCUUAAAGAGAGUAGACCUAGACUUAAAUCAGAAAUUGGAUGAAAUUCCAUACGGAGCUCAUUGCGGCAAAUUGGAAAAUGGGUUGACUUACUAUGUUCGUUGCAAUCCUAAACCUCAAAUGCGUGCUGCUCUUGCUCUUGCUGUUAAAGUUGGCUCCAUUUUUGAAGCUGACUAUGAACGGGGAAUUGCACAUGUAGUUGAGCAUCUAGCUUUCAGUGCCACCAAAAAGUAUACAGACCAUGAUAUUGUCAAAUUCUUGGAAAGCAUUGGGGCAGAGUUUGGAGCUUGUGGAAAUGCUUAUACAAGUUUUGAUGAGACUGUUUAUGAGCUUUUUGUUCCUAUUGACAAGCCUGGGAUAUUGUCCGAGGCUAUUUCCAUAUUAUCAGAAUUCAGUUCUGAGAUUCGGAUUUCUCCAGAGGACUUGGAAAAAGAAAGAGGAGCUGUCCUAGAAGAAUAUAGACAAGGAAGAGAUGCUAGUGGCCGCUUGUCUGAAGCAACUUUUGCCUCAGUAAUGCAGGGUUCAAAGUAUGCAGAACGUUUACCAAUUGGACUGGAAAGUGUGAUUCGCUCAGCUCCUGCUGAGGUUGCGAAGCAAUUUUUUAAGAAGUGGUACAGGUUAGAGAAUAUGGCAGUGGUUGCCGUGGGAGACUUCCCUGAUACCGAGAGUGUUGUUGAGCUGAUAAUCCAGCACUUUGGUCAAAUAACAAAUUCAUCAGCAAUUCCAAUUGCCCCAGAACAUAAGAUUCCAUUUCAUGAUAAGACACGGUUCUUAUGUUUAGCUGAACCAGAAGCAUCAGGAACUACAGUGGAGAUAAACUGGAAGAUGCAGAAUGAUGAGCUUAGAACAGUGGCGGACUAUAAGGACUGGCUCAUUGGUGUUGUUUUCCGUUCAGCUUUGAACCGUAGAUUCACUAAAAUUUCUCGAAGAAAAGAUCCACCCUAUUUUGGUUGUUCAUCUUCAGAGCUGGAGCUAGUUCGUCCGGUUAAAGCUGUUCAGAUAUCUGCAUCUUGUAAAGAGAAAAGUAUACUUGAAGCCUUGAAAUCAGUGCUAAUUGAGCUUGCUAGGGUUAGAUUAUAUGAGUUUUCUGAGCGGGAAAUAUCAAUUGCCUCUGCUAAUAUUAUGGCGGAAAUGGAGUCCGCUUAUCUUGAUCGUGAGAAAAUGCAAUCAAGCACUUGGCGUUAUCAAUAUCUGCAACAUUUUCUACGCAAUGAAGUUGUUCUCGGGCUUGAGUUUGAGGCUCAGCUGUUCAAAAGUUUAUUGCCCCAGUUAUCAGCAUCUGAGGUGUCCCAGUAUUCAGAGAAGUUACAAAUGUCAAAAAGUUGUGCAAUAAUAAUAACUGAACCUAGAGCCACAGUAACAGAAAAAGAACUUCGGGAUCUUGAAUUAGAGAUAAAUUCUCUUGAGAAGGAUGGCAAACUUUCUCCAUGGAAAGAAGAUGCCAUUCCGGAAGAGCUUGUUGCAGUUAAGCCAAGUCCUGGAGAGAUUGAGAAGCAGCAUGAAUAUCCAGAUAUUGGAGUUACAGAGCUAAUUCUCUCAAAUGGCAUGAAGGUUUGCUAUAAAUUUACAGAUUUUAAGAAUGAUCAGGUUAUCUUUAAAGGAUACGCAUAUGGGGGUUAUUCGGAACUUUUAGAAAAUGAGUAUCAUUCUUGCAUGUUAAGUUCAAGCAUUGCUGGAGAAAUUGGCCAGUUUGGCUAUAAACCGACAGUUUUAGAGGAUAUGUUGGCUGGCAAGAGAGCUAGUGUCUCCACAGAACUUGGCGCAUAUACUAGAAGUUUCAUUGGCGAUUGUUCACCUUCAGAUUUAGAAACUGCAUUGCAGCUUGUCUAUCAACUUUUCAAAACCGGAGUGCAACCUGACGAAGAAGAUCUCAAAAGAGUUGUACAGAUGGUAGAAGAAUUUAUUCGUGCGGAAGAAAGAGAUCCUUACAAUGCCUUCACUAAUCGAUUAACAAGAAUUAAAUAUGGCCAUUCUUACUUCUAUAAGCCCCUACAUCUUAAUGACCUGUCAAAAAUUGAUGCAAAGAAAGCUUGUGAAUAUUUUGACAAUAGCUUCAAAGACCCCUCUACAUUUACUGUUGUGAUUGUUGGCAAUCUUGAUCCAGCUAUGAUACACCCGCUAAUACUGGAGUAUUUGGGUGGAAUACAAAAGCCUUCUAAACCUGUGUUCCUUUACAACUUGGAUGACCUCAAAGGUCUACCUUGCACUCCUCCUGUAAAUAUAGUAAAAGAAAUUGUCAGAAGUCCUAUGGUAGAAGCACAGUGUUCGAUCCAUAUAGCUCAUAAUAUAAAGCUGUGCAGUGAGACCAUGCUGGAAGAAUUCUGGUUUGUUACAUUUUUGAGCCAACUUCUUCAAACCAAAAUGACCCAGGCUCUUCGUUUUAAGUAUGGAGAGAUAUAUUCCGUAAGUGUUGAUUCAAACUUUGGCUACAACAAGCCAUCAAAAACUGCUGACCUGGAAGGUGAGAUAACCAUUGAUUUUUCAUGUGAUCCAACUGUCUCCUCUUCACUGGUUGAUAUCGCACUGGAUGAAAUAAUGCAUCUCCAAGAGCAUGGACCUUCAGAAGAAGAUAUUUUAGCGGUACUUGAGAUUGAACAGAGGGAUCAUGAAAAUGAAUUGCAGGGAAAUAUAUACUGGCUUUUUCAGAUUUUGAAAAGCUAUCGUUCCAGGUUGUAUGCUGGUGAUCUCGGAUCUACAUUUCAGUUACUGGACAAAGCAAGAAGAAGAACUCGACAAACACUCUCUCCAUUGACAGCAAAAUGGGCACUACAGAAAAUUUUACCCUAUCCUUGCAAGAAACAUUAUGUCUCAGUGACCUUAAUUCCAGAAACAAACCGUUUCCGCUUACUAAAGCACCAACUGAAAAGCCAACUUAAGCAAAAAUAUUACGGUAGAUAUGUCAAGACUGUGGACAAAGUUUGGAGAGUUUUUGACAAAAAACAGAUUCACAUUCACCACUGAUACUCCUUUUUUUCACGCACGUUCAACCAGUCUCUCGUUUGAACAGAAAUGGAAUCCAUCAAUGAAACCUUGAGCUUCAUAGAUUCGCUUUGAUCUACAUUUAUCUGGUCAUUACUGAUGUAUUGUAACAUUAAACCUUGGUAAGCUGAUAUUGAAGCAUCUGGGUCAUCCCAUUUGUAUGUACAGCAGCUUCAUUAUAUAUAUUAAAAUAAUUCAGUGGUAGUUUUUAUUGGGAUCUAUGGCAUAUUGGCAACCAUUAUGUGGUUAAGCAUAUAAGGAUUAUUAGCACCCCUUGUAGGGUUGCAAGAACAAGGUUUAACACGAACUUUAUAACCCCAUUCUGAUGAUUCUGAGAUUCUCCAAUUGGAAUAUUGGAUGUUGUGUAUAGAUGGCUGUAUAAUAAAUAAUUGUAUUGCAGUAUGAGUAAAAUGAAAUGAAGAGCAGAGUUAUGAAGGAUUUACAUUGCAUUA
Molecule: messenger RNA, 3754 nt
Organism: Amaranthus tricolor (Joseph's coat)
Lineage: Eukaryota; Viridiplantae; Streptophyta; Magnoliopsida; Caryophyllales; Amaranthaceae
Product: zinc protease PQQL-like
Exons: 21
Coding region: 270-3284 (1004 amino acids)
Biological process (GO): proteolysis
Molecular function (GO): metal ion binding; metalloendopeptidase activity
Source: RefSeq, a predicted model, not a curated record